Molecule: messenger RNA, 1604 nt
Organism: Monomorium pharaonis (pharaoh ant)
Lineage: Eukaryota; Metazoa; Arthropoda; Insecta; Hymenoptera; Formicidae
Product: putative nuclease HARBI1
Exons: 4
Coding region: 396-1484 (362 amino acids)
Source: RefSeq, a predicted model, not a curated record
AUCAUUUCCAAGAUAUCUAAAUGUUUUCUUAAAAAAGUUCUCUUAGGCCCGGUUCCACAACUCACGGUUAACUCGACUUAACCGAAGUUCAACUCGUUAAACUCGGUUUAUCGCAUUUAUGGCGUUCCACAACUGACUUAAACCUUCGUUAACAUUCACUUGCCUCGGUUAAAGAUAAACCCCCGAUGUUGGGCGUUUAACCAAUUUAACCGAGGUUUACGACUGAGGUUGGCGCCACUGGAAUUACCAACUUUUGAAAGUUUUACAAAUAACAAUCUCUUUUGGGGUUAUGUAUUGCCGUGUGCUUCGUGUGUUGAAUUGAGGAAAGGGAGUAUUGUAUUUUACAAAAUAUAUUGGAAAGUAUUCCUAAGAUUCAUUGAAAGUUUAUAUAAAAUAUGGCCUUUGCACAUGUAUUAUCGUCAUCAGACGAUGAAGGUUUUGCUGAUAUUAUUAAUCGAAGAGUACGUAAUGUUAGAAGACGAUUUGCUCAUUUUCACGAGUUUGACGAUGUAGAUUUUCACGCUCGAUUUAGAUUAUCGAAAGAAUGCGUUACUGAAGUGUUGGAAGCUAUUGAACCCGAAAUUUCACAUCGAACACAACAGAACAAUGUUAUUUCUCCCAUGAACCAACUGCUCCUGACGUUGAGAUUUUAUGCUACUGGCAGCCACUUAAUAUCGGCAGGUGAUUUUUCUGGAGUGAGCAAAACGAGUGCUCACAGAAUUGUCCACCGUGUAACAAAUGCUAUUGCUCGUCUUCGGCCAAGGUUUAUAAAAUUUCCUACUCUUGCGGAUGAAAUAAAAACCGAGCAAAUAAAAUUCUUUGACAUUGCACGAUUUCCAAGAGUUGUGGGCUGCAUGGAUUGCACUCACGUAAAAAUCCAGUCAUUUGGUGGAAAUGAUGCAGAAUACUUCAGAAAUCGAAAAGGUUACUUUUCGAUCAAUGUCCAAGCGAUUUGUAACGCUAACUUGGAAAUAACGGACCUUGUAGCUCGUUGGCAAGGAUCGGUGCACGACACCACAAUUUUCAACAAUUCCAGGAUCCGUGCUCUAUUUGAGGCUGGAAUGUUUGGAGAUGCCCUACUCUUAGGUGAUGGUGGUUAUCCUGUUCGGCUCUAUUUAAUGACGCCUCUACGCAAUACAGAAACUCGUGCACAGGAACUUUAUAACGAGUCGCUUAUUAGAACACGCAAUACCAUUGAGCGUGUGUUCGGAAUAUGGAAAAGACGGUUUCCAAUUUUGGCACUGGGUUCUCGAUUUUCUAAAGUCGAAAGAGUACUACCAGUCAUUGUAGCAACUGGCAUAUUACAUAACAUUGCCCGGCGUGCUAGAGAUCCAUUACCACCAGAUGAUCCUGCAUUACAGUUGCCUGCACCGUGGGAAGAAAUUUUGGAACAGGGAAAUGUACCACUCAUGAAUGAUGCACCUGGUAAUGAUAAUCAUAUACAGAACAUACUAAUCAACGAUUAUUUCCGCAGCUUGCUGUAGAAUAAAUAACCCUCUACUGUGGGAAAAAAUUAAAAAAUAUGCUGAAAUUAAUUUUAUGCAUAUAACGGUGCAUUUCAACAUUUGUACAGAAUUUGUAACAAUAAAUUUGAAUAUUUUUUC